GAAUCAAACCACCCUCCCAAGUGCCGGCUGCAAGGCAAGCUGAAAACUGCAAACCAGAACCGGGACCGGCAGCCAUUGCUAAAUUAUCUGUCUAGUCUGUCACAGAGAAAUUUUCUAUCUCAAUCGUUAAAAAUUCCUGGUUUUAAUUCAUUACGAAUUAAACAUUUUAUAUUUGCUUGAUCUUUUUCCAAAUCACAAUGACUGCUGAAAAGAGACCUUUAGACCAAGAGAAGUUGACAUUUCAAAACAUUUCUUCCAUAAUAGUCGACAUAGAAGGAACGACUACUAGCAUAAGCUUUGUUCAUGAUACACUAUUCCCAUACGUUCGUGAGCAUCUAAAUGAGUAUGUGAAGUCUAACUGGACUGAUUCAGAAUUUCAAGAAGAUCUAAAAGCUUUGAAAGAGCAGGCAGAAAAAGAUGUAAGCGAGAAAAUGGAGGGCGUCGUCGCCAUCGCAGAAAGUGAAGAUGAAGAGGUGGUGAGAGAAGCGGUCAUCAAGAAUGUGCUUUGGCAGAUGGAUAACGACAGGAAGACCGCAGCUCUCAAGCAACUGCAGGGUCACAUCUGGAGAAAAGCCUACGAGAAGGGAGAAGUCGUUGGACAUAUUUAUGAUGAUGUUCAUGAGUGUUUGAAAUCGUGGGUUGCCGAUGGUAUAAAAGUCUACGUCUACUCAUCAGGCAGCGUUGAGGCACAAAAACUGCUUUUCGGUCACACAAAGGAAGGUGACUUACUGGAACUAUUCUCUGGACAUUUUGACACGGCAGUUGGCGCCAAGACUGAAGCAGCUAGCUAUACUAAAAUUAUGGAGCAAAUCGAACCUGAUGGGGGUUCCGAUAGAUCUACAAAGUCUGUUCUUUUCCUCACUGAUAUUCCUAAAGAAGCGGCAGCUGCAAAGGAGGCAGGUAUGCAGGCGGUGCUGGUGGCACGCGAGGGAAACGCGGCGCUGACAGAUGACGCCAAAGCCGCUUUCAAGGUCAUCAACUCGUUCGCCGAUCUCUCUUUCGAAGGUAAUUGCAAACGGCGUAAAGUGUCUGAAUCCGAUGCUAAUACUAACAGCGCAGUAAAUGUCGACACGAAGGAAGCUCUCGACGACGUCGACAUGAAGGAAGCUCACGACGAGUCGACUGAACAGAAAACUGGUGACUCGACCAAAGAUGAAAACGACUCGGCUGAAACGAAAAUGGACACCUCGGAGGCGGUCGACACUGAAGCCAAAGAUCAGGUGUGUGCAAGAAAGCCUGUUGAAGCAACUGAAGAGAAGAGUGAGGUGUGUGCAAGAAAGCCUGUAGAAGCAACUGAAGAAAAGAGUGAGGUGUGUGCAAGGAAGCCUGUAGAAGCAACUGAAGAAAACAGUGAGGUGUGUGCAAGAAAGCCUGUCGAAGCAACUGAAGAGAAGAGUGAGGUGUGUGCAAGAAAGCCUGUCGAAGCAACUGAAGAGAAGAGUGAGGUGUGUGCAAGAAAGCCUGUCGAAGCAACUGAAGAGAAGAGUGAGGUGUGUGCAAGAAAGCCUGUCGAAGCAACUGAAGAGAAGAGUGAGGUGUGUGCAAGAAAGCCUGUGAAGCAACUGAAGAAAAGAGUGAGGUGGUUUCUGAGAAAAGUAACGAGGUAGAAGCUGACAAAGAGCAGACAAACGAAACAGCCAGCUCUGACACAAUCAAAUCUGAUGAGAAUAGCAAAAACUCUGACAAGAUUGAAGAGCCCAAGGAUUCAGCCGAAAAGGCAGAGGUGAAGGAUGAAAAUGUCACCGAUGAAAGUAAGAAAAUUGAAGAAAAUACUGUUGAGAAAACCGAAAAUGACAAGGUUGAGACUAAUGAUGAGAAACCAGCUGAAAAUACAACAGAAGAACAAGAGCCAGCAAGUGAUGAAAAAGCUUCAAAGGAUGUAACUGAAAAUGGAUCUGCUUUGGAAGCUUCGGUCGAGAAAGAGAAGGUUGAUACACCAGACGACAAAUCAGCUAAACAGGAAGUUGCCGAGAAUGUGGAAAUGAACGAUGAUAGUGGAAUCGCAGACAUCAACAAGUCGGUCAAUCAGUCGACCCUAUCUGAAAAGUCUGAUGAUGCGAAAGCUGACGACAAUUUGGCAAAUGGAAAGUCCGAAGAAACAGCCGCAAAAGAAGGUGAAGUGGAGACGAAAGCUAACGGCGAGAAGGAUGAAACUGAAGAGAAGGAAACUACGAAUGGGAAACUUGAGGAGACCGAAAGUAGCGAUCACCUGAAGAACGGAGAGUCGAAGGUGAAUGGAAGUGAAACUGUUGUCGAAAAGAAGGCAGUGGAAACUAACGGAUGCGUGAAACCAGCAGUAGUUGGUGAUGACGUAAAGGAGAAAGUGAAUGGCGAAACACACGAUGAGACUGACAAGCCUAAGACUGACAAGGCUGCUAAUGCAAACCAAAUAGCUGUCGACGAGAAUAACAAGCCAGAAACUGUUACGGUGUAGUAUUUUAAUAGGUAUAAGUUCCUUUUUUUAUGACAUCACUUACGAUACGUUACACACUAUUUUUAGUUCGCUUUUUAGUUAGGUUAUUCAUUAUUAUUAUACAUCUUUAUUUGGCCCUCUUCUAAAAAGGAUGGAAAUGAACCACGAUAUUGACUCAAUAUUAUUUUGUAGGGAAGUAUGUGAUAUAUUUUGAAUGUAGACUGUUUUUAUUGUUGAGACUGAAAUUUGAUAGGUCUUCCUCUUCCAUCUCGGGGUGAACUGUUCUAAAUCCCUUAAUUACAAAUUUAGUCUUUGUUCUGGGGAUAAGUUCAAGCACAAUUUUUCAAAACGUAUCCACAAUUACUAGAAAGUAAAAAAUGUGCUCCUUUUCAUGUGCUGCAAGUUAGAUCUAUCCUUUACUUUUCGUAUUCUAUGUUUAUUUGUCAGUCUUCCUCCUAUGUGUGCUGUUCUAAGUUCCUGUAUAGUAUGGGUUCAGUUACGAUCACUUGAACAUCUCUUGAGACUGAGCUAUAAAGAUGCUGCCAAACCAGUAUUUAAGAAGAUUCAUUCAAAAAUAUUUGUUUCCCAAGUUUCCUAAUCAGCCUAAUCUUUACUAAUAAUACUCUUAUUUUUGGAAAGAAUGGCAUGUAGAUAGCCGAUACUCCCAAUUAAUGAAGUUUCAAUUUCAUAUGAAACCCGACAAGAAACUUGUUUUUGAAUCUCUUCUCAUGAAGUUUGAACUUAAUUCGUUGAACAUUAUUGGAGGUGCUCCCCCACUUGAUAUAAUUAUCUAAAACGAUUUAGUGUUGUAGAUUUGCGUGAGAACUUCUGCCAGUCUUCCAUGUCACAAGCGAUAUGAGGUGACAUUUGCUGGUUAUGACUUUGAAUAAUAGGAGCAUUUUUAUAUAAAUACAGCAGAAGUUACUUGAACCAUUAUUAAUGUAUAUUUUUAUAAUCAAUAGCCUAUUUUCAAUAAUGUGGUACAUCCCUAUAUUCAUGCUAGUUAGUUUCAGUUUGAAUCUUAUCACAAUAUACGCGUUACUAUAACGAUAAUGUUUAAACAACUUUCCAUGUAAUUACGCGUUGUUCUUGAAAAUAAUUUUUCAAACCCCUAUUCUUUAUACUAGCUUUAGAUUGAUGUAGAGUAAAGAUUAUCAUUAGAAUCAUUACUUUGAAAGUAAGCAGUCUAAGCAUUCCUAUGUGUUUAUCACUAAUGUAUUUUUGUCAAUAGGAACAGUAUUUUUCACAUUCCGUCUUUGGUAAUUGUUAAUAGCUCACAGUAUUUUUAUUUUCGGAUAUUUCGCUGUACAAGUUGAAGCUUUUCACAAAGUGUUGGUUGUUGCAACUUAUUCAGUUUUCCUAUUAUUGAUUCCCAACAGAAAAUGUGUAUUGUUUAGGUUCAUUCAUUUUUGUAAACUCUUGGAAACAAUACCUGCAUUGUAUUAACUCAAUUUAUUAUACGUUUAUGGAUUGGCUUUACUUAUCACUAAAAGUGCUUAAUGUUGUGUUCUCAAUAUUUUCAUCCACCUUUUUGUAUGUAAUAUAACUUACGGAACUUUGUAAAUCUGGUAGCCAGUAACUUAUCCGAAGUAUCCUUGUGAAAUUUCUAGUCCUUAAUUUGCAAAUUGUCGUUCUAUGUAUUGUAAAGUAGGACACAGUCUUGUGAUUUCAAAACGUUCCUUAUUUAUUGUCAACUUCAAUUUCUGUGCUUAUCCUUUGUGUUCGUUUUAUUUAUUAACUUAGAAUUAUGUUUUCUACAGUAGAGUCUGGUAUUGAUCUAUGAUCAAGGCUUGAUAAGACUGACUUGUCCACUUCUAGAACUUACAUUUUCAUAUUACUGAAAUUUCAUCAUAUUAUAAGACUGAUAAAUUGAUGGUGUUUUUGCUUUAUCUAUUAUGAAAGAAUAACUUGGCAUUUAUAAAGAAAAGUCAACAUUCAUUUCAAUAUUAUCCAUUACUUGGUGAGAGAUAUUUCACCACGAUCGGUACUAAUUGAAUUUGGGAUAUGUUACUUUAGACUUCAGACAUUGAUUUCAAUAAGCUUUCACUGAUUAGAAGAGAUUGAAGCCUAAAUAAUGAAAUAUUGUUCAAGGGACCAAGCCUUCAGUUGACAAGAUUAGCUAGACUCUACUGUAUCUGAUUAGUUAACUUGAGUAGCUUACUUAUCAGACUAUGUCAAGUCUUAAUAGUAAUGUACUACUUUUUCAAUGUAUUGGGCUGUGAAUGGUUGUAAUGUAUUUGUAAGUUGGCGCUAGAUGACUGUGAAUAACAUACUUGAAAAUAUUGUAAUUACUGCCAAAUUUAAACAUGGUGAGCUUGGAGCUGUCCGAAACAAUAUGCUAUAAAUGUUCCCAAUAAUCCUGUCCUGCGUACAGUGAAUCAGAUUUGAGCGUUUCCGAUCUGUAAUUGUUUCUUUUCUUUUCAUAAACUUUUUGUAUAAUUGUAAA
Molecule: messenger RNA, 4859 nt
Organism: Nilaparvata lugens (brown planthopper)
Lineage: Eukaryota; Metazoa; Arthropoda; Insecta; Hemiptera; Delphacidae
Product: enolase-phosphatase E1
Exons: 6
Coding region: 198-1607 (469 amino acids)
Molecular function (GO): acireductone synthase activity; magnesium ion binding
Source: RefSeq, a predicted model, not a curated record